Ceratitis capitata (Mediterranean fruit fly) is the source of this 9270-nucleotide messenger RNA. RefSeq names its product tyrosine-protein kinase Src42A (gene Src42A). The transcript is spliced from 11 exons. Bases 2410 to 8442 code for a protein of 2010 amino acids. The record is from RefSeq and is a predicted model, not a curated record. Gene Ontology annotation, biological process: cell differentiation; innate immune response; protein phosphorylation. Gene Ontology annotation, cellular component: extrinsic component of cytoplasmic side of plasma membrane. Gene Ontology annotation, molecular function: ATP binding; signaling receptor binding; non-membrane spanning protein tyrosine kinase activity. NCBI's taxonomy places the organism in Eukaryota, Metazoa, Arthropoda, Insecta, Diptera, Tephritidae.
GUAAGCUAAGCCAUUCUCAGUAUUGAUAGUGUGUGCUUCAUACCAACGGUUGAAACAUUUUCAAGCCCGAUACCACAAACUAAUACAUACAUACGUUUACAUUUAACACCUUUUGUUUGGAGAGCAUUUACGUUACACGUUGUCUCAGAAACUAGAAUUGGUUUUUGAGUAUUAGGGAGUGGAGCGCAUAGUGGCAAUUAGCACUCAAUCUUUGUAUCUGGUAUCGCUCAUAUUUCACUCAAAUUUUAAUUUCAUGCUCGUGGCAGAACUGAAUAUUAUAUGAGGCAUUAUAGAUUUAUAUUGUUGAAAACAUUUAAAUGAAGAAGUACUUCAAAACUUUGGAAAGUCUAUCUUCCAGCUUAGGCUAUUUUUUUCCAAAAAGUCUAUAUUUUAAAUUUAACUUAAAAAAUACUCCACGAAUUCUGGGUUGUUUUGGUAUAAGGACAGGAAUGUAGCGGUAACCGUAAGACCGCAGUUGAUGUCUUAAACCCCUAAACAACCGUAGUUUGAUAAAGUCUUGGUAUUCGUGCCAUUUAUUUCCUUUUUUUUGGUCGAGGUUUAUCUUGAGUAAUAUAAAUAUAAUAAGUUGAUUUUAAGGGGCAUGUAAGGAGGUGGUUAGUGUCGUGCAGGGUUUCAUUGAAUGCAGUAUGUCGGGGUUAAGUCUUGAUAAGUAAGGUUCAAGUCGGAUCUCUAGAGGCAGGUCUUCGUCUGCUAUAGUCCCCGGCGUACAAAGGAGAGCAGCAACGUUUCUUUGUAUUUUCCUAACGAUUUAAAAAUAUUGUUUCGUCUCUUUUCUUUUGUGGCAAUUGCAAACGUAUGCGAAUUUUUGUAACUUCGGGUUGUUAGUUGUCGGAAUUUUUACGCAAUCGUCUUUCACAUCCAUUUCGACUGUGUACUCCUUCAACCAGCUAGUGAAAAAAAAUGCCGAGGAUUGCGUAGGUGGUAGCUAUAGUUGUCAUGCGGUGAAUAAGUAGGACAGUUCGGCGAGAUAGCAGUACGAUUUUUCAUUGAAGGUGUCUUGGGAACAGCGCACCAUUUUUGCCUGAAGUAGGAAUUUAAAGUUGAAUUGAAAUUGAAAUGUUAGCAGUUCAAAUAAAAAUAUAUAUUUGUCUUUUGUAUUUCAAAGUUAAAAAAUCGGAAUCUGAAUUACCGAAUAACUCGAUCAACAUUUAUCAAAAUUUUGAAAUUCCAUCGAAAAUUAUUUGAUCCCUGCAUACUACUUUCCAAUGAUUUCAAAAUCCACAAACAUAAAUUACUCAUUUAAAUUCAAAACUUGUAAAUUUUUUACUGUGCACUCUUUUCGAAAUCGGUAAGUGGCAAACCGAGUGUUUGUAUGCCAAAACCCGGUUUUGAACAAGCUCACAUGCAGCUUUACGGCUCAAAAGCCGUGCUCUGCAAUACCAAUUGAGCUGAACAUUCACUGCAGUGGUAUAAUGUAACGGUUCGAACUGCUCGGUUAUGCAUCGGUGUGAGUAUUAGCAAAUACACGAAAAAAGAUGGAGAGGAAACGGUUAAAUCUCUCAUGUUAAGCCGCAAACGAAUCAGUUGUCUGCUUAACGGUGAGGAAAACGGUUGUGUGAACUGAGCAAUAAACGCAAAAACGCUACAACGUACUAAUAAAUCGUGACAUUUUUUCGAUUACUAAUUUUUAAGAAAAAAUAAAACACAGUCCUUUGUGCCAUUCCAAGUAGUGCAACAAAUUUUAGCAACACUUUGCCAAACCACAUGUUUAUAACCAAAUGUUGCUAAAGUGCCAAACAACAAUGAAUGUGAAUAUACAUAUAUAUAAGUGAAAAUACACAAAAUUGCAUAGUCACCUGUACAAGUGUGUGUGUAUUUAUAUGUAAGUGAUGGUGAUGAGUAAACACACUCACACCGAAUUUAUUCGCAAACGAAAUUGAAAAUAAAGGAAAUAAAUACAUAUUAAUAAAAUACUGACGAAAAAGUGUAACAAAACUUUCAACACAAACAACAAGCAAUUUAAAAAUUUUGUAAGUGAAAAUUAUUUUAAAAUUCUACAACUGCAACAACAUUAAUCGUCUUUGGAACAAUAAUAAUACUUCAAUGUCACAGCAGCCUGCAAGAAGCCAGUGGCAAUAGCAAGAAAAAUACUAAAAGAAAACAAUAAAAUAGAAGCAGUUUAACAGCAACAAUAAGAAAGAGUAAAAUUAAAGCUACACGAACCAAUAUGCUGAUAAAAAACAAAUAACAGAAUAAACGAGGACAGUUGUCUUAUGAGAAAUCUAAUCAGACUAAACAACUAACAAGAGUUGGAAGAAAAACAACGAUAAUCUCAAGAACUAAACAGACUGUGUGAUUUAAAAUAAAAAAUAAAAAAGAAAACUCGCCAAUGACAAAGCGUGUUUGCAACUUCAAUUAAGCGCAAUUAACAACACACCAUAAACACCAAUGCGCACAGAAAGUAUAACAACCAGUGUAUCCGCAACGGCCAAUGUUGUAGUAGCAACCGCCGCAGCAGGCGCAGCAGCAAGUGCUACUAAAAUGGCAACCAUGCCAGUCGUCUGGUGCACAGAUCCGAAUUCAGUGAAUAAACAGCCCACAGCUUUCGCGCUUCAUGGCAUACAAUUGCAGGGAAACGUGACCGAGAAACAGGUGUUGGCGCUGCGUGAAUUGGUCAACGCUGCCGCCGAGGGUAGACUUAUAUUGCCAGCGGAUGGCACAUUUGUGCUGUUGGACAGCGGUAUUAGCAUCGAAAGUUCAAUAAUGAAAAGCGGCAGUAGUGUUGCUGCCAUUGAAAACGCUGCCGUCGAUGUGGAUGGCAAUAAAGAGAAUGCCAUGCAGAAUGGCGCGCAUAGUACGACAAGCGGCGCGGAUGAAAAGCAGACUAAAAAUACAUAUAUAUUAAUGCCUGUGGCAACGAAUAAGCAGCGCGUCACAGACUUGCCUAACAACGUCCCACCAACGUUGUCAGCGGCGACGAGCACGAGAGCAGGUUGUGUGGAAAAGUUCGAAGCGGUGAAUGAAGAGAAAGAAAGCGCGUUGCAAACGUUGGCGCAUACGCAGUUUCCAAAUCUUGUCGUUAACGAUGAGGAGGAACCGAAAUACUCCACGUUCACGCCGCCCAAUUCCACGGAUGGCGAGGAAGUGCUUUACGAGUUUCUCUGCUGCGCAAAAUGUAUGAAUGAAAUUUACGCCGCCAGAUGUCAAGGUGCACCGACGCCGCGCGCAACACAUCACAACAACUGUCAGUAUGCCACGGAUGUAUUUCCGCCUAAAAGUAAUCAGAGCCGUCGCGCUUUAGCGGCAGAACGAUUACAGCGAUUACUAAGGACUUCUGGUCGCGGCAGCGCCUGUUCGGACAGGGGCUCAGCUACGGAGCGAACAAUUGAGCCGCCAACAAUGCCCAGAGAUGAUCCUGUAUACAGUAUUGCCAAUAAAUACACGCGCCGCUAUCAGCGUAAACAUUGCCUCAACUUCGCCUCUGCAUUAGCAGCACGUAAUCGGCAAAAUCGUCACAAAUUACCAAUGCAAAGCGUAAAAAUCUUUCAUAAUCGUAGCAUUGCAAUCAAUACAAAUGGCUCCGGCGGUGGUAGUGGGUCUUGUGGUGGUGGUGGCGGCGGCGGUGUUGGUAGUACAAGUAAUAGUCGUAGCAAUAAAAUUGACUGCAUUCCACUGCCAGCGCUUUCAUUACUGCCCGCGUAUGCGACGGUGAAUAAAAAGCAAAACGAUAAAGAAACGACAAAACAGUCGACAAACAAUUGUGGGGCCGAGCUCGUUGGAGAAAUGCAAGUAUCAGCGAAGAGUAACAGAAACAGUGGGAGAACGCGAGUUGAGUUCGGAUCAACGAGAAUGCAGGUUAUUGACGAUAAGCCCAACAGCAACUGUGAUAUACCAAUGGAAGACGAACAGGUGGAGGUCGCCGCGACCGAAGUAGUUAAAGAUCUAAUUAGUUUCGAAGACGACGACGUUAGCGAUAAUCCGAAGACGAUCCGCUGCGCUGCUACGCGAAAUUUUGCUAACGAUACGAAGACCUUCGAUUUGCUAUGCGCACCCAAUAGAGAGCUCAUCGCACCAUUGGCUGACACAGCGCACGAGCACGAACAGAACGACGUAGAUAACUGUGUUGACGGCUAUGGCUGCAACCUUCCACUGACAGCAGAUGCGCUUUGCAUGCAAAUUAACAACGAAUCACUGGACGAAACUGUGAACGCGUCAACGAGCCCAAAGAAUGUCAUCAACGAUUACACACACGACGCAGUCGCCGUCGCUGCGUCGAGCGCGCAAGCCCAUAGCAAUAGUUCGAGUCGGAAAACAAGUUUCGAUUCAACCUGUACUAUUAGUUCAAUGGAUUCUGGCUUUAUUGAGAUGCAGAAUAAAUUGGAGAGUGCCGUUGGCGUGCUGCUCCACGCCGCUUCUGUUUCAUCACCUGCGACCAGCGCGCGCCCCACACUAGCGCAAAUUUUUGACGGUGCCACUACGAGUCUGGAAAACUCAGCAACGUCGCCAGCGCGCGUGACGUUCAAUAGCUCUGCAACCGAGCGCUGUGAUGCGCCGGAAAAAAUCGCGCGACUCAACUAUAAAGAAUGCCUAACACAGUCACGCAAUCGACGCAAGUCAUAUGAGGAAUUUAAAGCAAUGUUCGCCGCCGCGGCGAAUUUAGAUAGUGCAAGCGGCGUAUUAGCGGAGUCGAGUGCACGGCGUAAAGCAUUGCAGGCACGUAGUGGUGACAGUGGCAGCUUUUUAGAAAAGGAAAUACAAUACGAUGCGUCAAUGACUAAUUCGAGCUUAGCCACAACAACAACUACAACAAUAUGUGCGUUGCCAUCGACGGCGACGACGUCGUCAGGGGUGACACUGUCGUCGGCAUCGAAUGCAUUAGAAUCGAUAUCAGAACAAGCUGUAACCGCAAUCGAGGAGAUCGCAACUGUUAGUGCGGCGCUUGCACUUGCCAGUCGCAGAAGCGGUGAACAAUUGGACGCGUUCGCUACUGUGAAUAACGACUCGAAAACGGAUUGCGUAAACAAGUUUGCGGUCUGUGCUGGAGCUGAAAUGGAUACUGCAGACAUGUGCGCUCCACCACCUGCAGCGGCCGGAAUAAAGGCGGCGGCGGCGGGUACACCAGUGACAUUACCGCAACGAUCAACCACAGAAAUUUUGCGUAAGAAUUCCGAUUUUCUAUCGCAAAUACUCGAUCAAAAGUUGCUUGCGGCCAAAGAAAAAGAAAAAGCGCACAUACGCCGUAAAUCGUAUGAGGAGUUUAAACGUCUGGUGCGCGAAUGCGAGGCAAUGAAUUAUCCGGAGAAGUCGACUGAGGGCGUCGUUGAGAGUGGUGCGUCUACAGCAACGACAUUUAAACGUCAAAACUCGCGUCAUCGCAAAAGUUAUGCUUCAUUUCUACUAAUGCGUCGCAACUCGCUGAAAGAGCAGCAGCAAAAAGCAGCAGCCUCUGCAGGUAAUACCACGCCGGAGAAUGCCGCCGACACUUCAAACGUCGGUGUGGUUGUACCAGCGACUACAUCCAUUGGUAGCAAACCUAGCUGCGCUGGUGGCACCAACAAUUACAAAAGGAAUUUUAAAAUCUACGACAAGCUAGUUUAUGGCACCAUUUAUGACAUUAUCCAACGCAAGAAUGACAUUUACAACCUCACAUACCAUAAAUAUGACAAAUAUAUGACAUAUGGCACCAUUUACGAGAUUCUGCACCGCAAGACAUCACAGGCAUCCACCGCCAGCUCAGCGUCAUUCACAAGUGCGAGCGAUUUCUUUCAGCGUAAAAGUCUUUCGGCUAUUUUGGAGAAAGACACCGGUGCUGCGACCGGCGGCGCACACGAGAGACGCGAUAGCGCGAGCUCCGGAAAGCUAGAAAAGGAUAAAGACAAAGGCAAGAAGCAAGAGAAAAACAAGACACCAAAGCCAACUAUGAUUUAUGAUAUUAUACAAAAGCAACAAGAGCAACAACAGACACAAAAUCUUGCCGCCACAGACGAACACAGCUCAAGCGCGCCAAAUUCAAUUACUUCUGCUGCUUCCUCGUCCACUUAUUUGGGCACUAGCCGCAAAUAUGGCACGAUUUAUGAUAUUUUACAAAUAGAGAAAUCGGAUGCAAGCCACAUGAGCACCACUGCCGCGUCAAAUACACCACACCCAGAAUACAAAAAUCGUUUUAUUGUCAGUAAAAUCGAUGAAACCGCUGUCGCAAGCGCAAUUCUUUGCUCCGAGUCGCCUACAAACAAUGGCGAUCGAAGUCUUGAUAAUCAGACGCAAGGCGCGAAUACUGAGGUCGGCCAUUGUGAUAGCCAAAAGUCGUCCGCCAAAACAAAACCAAACAAAAUGAGAAGACUGUCUAAUAUAUUGUCUUAUAGCAAGCAACUUGCAAAGUCGGCCGAGAAGUCAUCGAGUAGCGAACGCAUCGAUGAGCAACCCGAGCCUGCAGAAACACCGCAGAAGCCAAAUAACCAACACAAGCGCCGCGUUGGCAUGCCACAACUUUUGCCCUUGGAUAGCGAGGAGCUAUAUGCACGCAUUGUCGCACAGAAUCGCGCUGCGGCUAGUAAGUUGUCACAUCCUAUUAUGAAGUCAAGCUCGCUUGAUGCGAUCUCUACAAGUGCGGUGGCUGCUGCGGCCGCCUUGCUAUCGCCACCUAAUACACCCUCACCGCCUUCACCGCGUCGCGGUCUCAAGCAACAUAAUUGCCUGUCGCAAGCACGUUCCAGUGCGCAAACAGUGCAACGUCCACUCGUGAAAAAAUUAUCAUUGGAGAGCUUCGAACCGAGUAGGGCACGUCAAGAACGUUCACCACUGCGUCGUUGGUCCAAUCAAAUGCCCAUCAAGUGCAAUUGUAUGCCAGUUGGCGGUGAUUCUCGUGAGGGUUCGCCUAUUUCCUUGACAGGUAGCAAUGAAGAGCUGUGCACAUGCGCGUCGGUUGUUCAUGAAACGGCACAAAAGCAAUCUCAUAACUUCUGCUACCAGCAUAACCAACAAAAACAAGAACAACAUAAAUCUACGUGUCCGAAUUUCUUGAUUUUCAAUACAACCAAUGCUCAUAUAGCAAAACCAAAAACAACGGAAACGACGAUACAAGCUGGCGCAUUUUCGCCAUGGUCCGUCUCUACGACUUCUGCUUCGAUAUCGUCUUCGUGUGUCGGCAAUGCCGAUUGUGCGUGCGCCUCGCUGGAUAACUUUAAAAAUUUCCGUCUAAAUAGUGCACCCACGCCGAAGAGCGGUAGCAGCAGCUCAGCGUUGGCGUUGACCAAGAAAGCCAAGUCGCGCCGUUUGUCAGAGUUUACGCGCGGUGAAUUCCUAAACGAAAAACCUUGGUACUUCCGUAAAAUAAAACGAAUUGAAGCUGAGAAGAAACUAUUACUGCCAGAAAAUGAACACGGAGCAUAUUUGAUACGCGACUCUGAGAGUCGUCACAAUGACUAUUCACUAUCGGUACGUGAUGGUGAUACAGUGAAACAUUACCGUAUACGGCAAUUGGAUGAGGGUGGCUUUUUCAUAGCACGUCGCACAACCUUCAGAACACUUCAGGAACUUGUUGAACAUUAUUCCAAGGAUUCCGAUGGUUUGUGCGUCAACCUAUGCAAGCCAUGUGUGCAGAUCGAAAAACCCGUCACCGAAGGUCUAUCGCAUCGAACACGCGAUCAAUGGGAGAUCGACAGAACUUCGCUCAAAUUCGUACGUAAAUUGGGUUCCGGCCAGUUUGGUGAAGUAUGGGAGGGUUUGUGGAACAAUACCACACCAGUGGCGAUUAAAACUCUUAAAUCAGGCACAAUGGAUCCAAAAGACUUUUUGGCUGAAGCUCAAAUAAUGAAGAAGCUGCGUCACAUAAAACUCAUACAACUCUAUGCUGUUUGCACAGUGGAGGAGCCAAUAUACAUCAUUACCGAAUUGAUGAAGCACGGCUCACUGUUGGAGUACCUGCAAGUACUUGCAGGCAAGGGACGUAGUCUGAAGAUGGCGAUACUCAUCGAUAUGGCAGCGCAAAUUGCCGCUGGUAUGGCUUAUUUGGAGCAGCAAAAUUACAUUCACAGAGACUUGGCCGCGCGUAACGUGUUGGUGGGCGAUAAUAAUGUUGUCAAGAUAGCCGAUUUCGGUUUGGCGAGACUUAUCAAGGAAGAUGAGUAUGAGGCACGUGUUGGCGCACGCUUCCCCAUUAAGUGGACAGCACCUGAAGCAGCUAACUACAGCAAAUUCUCUAUUAAGUCUGAUGUAUGGAGUUUCGGCAUUUUACUCACAGAAUUGGUGACGUACGGACGCAUACCAUACCCAGGUAUGACCAACGCCGAGGUAUUAACACAAGUCGAACACGGUUAUCGUAUGCCCACACCGCCGAAUUGUGAGCCACGUCUCUAUGAAAUUAUGCUCGAAUGCUGGCAUAAGGAUCCAAUGCGACGGCCGACAUUUGAGACAUUGCAAUGGAAAUUGGAAGACUUCUACACAUCCGAUCAGAGUGACUAUAAGGAGGCGCAGGCCUACUGAUAAAUGCUUUACACUUCCAGCAGCACGUCUCACAUUAGCGAUAAUAUAAAGAAAACGCAUCAUAAUAUAAUACAACAUAAUAAUUGCCAACGCCACAGGAAUAACACCAACAACAUCCACAAUAAUAUACAUAACAACAACAUGAGUAAGAUGAGUCGCAGUAGUAGUAGUAUGUUGCCAACUGGAACUGGUAUAAAAUCGACAACAACAAAAGCAACUGCAACAACAACAAAAACAAAGACAGCAGCUGCGACAACAUCAGCUGCCGCAUUAAAUGAAGCUACUGCAGCAAAGGUAGCAACAAAAUCGACGCCGUUACACCACGCACGAACUGAGGCCGAUGGUGUCGCCACGCCAACGACAACAGCAGCAGUAGCUGCCGGAACAACAAUCAAGCCAAUACCGAAAUUGCGUCACAUGACGAGCAAAAACAAUAGCGGCCAUCGGCAUGGCAGCAAAUCGAAACAACAAAGCAAUGUAAUAAAGCAUCUUCCCAAAUCGGACAAUUAAGACUAAAUAAGAAUAAAAAUUUUCAUGACAUUCAUUUGAAAGAAAAUCUAAAUAUUAAAAUGUUUAAAUGGAAAAUUGAAAUAAGCUUAAAAGGAUAAAUCAAUUCGUUUGAAGCGCAAAUGCAUUGAAAUUUAGCAAUUUAAAUUAAACGCGAUGUAAUUGUAUUUGUUGCAAGCAUGAUUUUGAAAAAUAAGCGAGAAAAUAUUUGCGCGCAUUCGAAAGUCGUAAUACAAUUAACAAUACUAGUUUAUUAUUAUAUACAUGUAUUUAGCCAAAAUUUUUUUUGUUUUUUCGAUAUUUUUCCAUCACCUUAUUGAA